Molecule: messenger RNA, 1125 nt
Organism: Penicilliopsis zonata CBS 506.65
Lineage: Eukaryota; Fungi; Ascomycota; Eurotiomycetes; Eurotiales; Aspergillaceae
Exons: 2
Coding region: 1-1125 (374 amino acids)
Biological process (GO): sulfite transmembrane transport; transmembrane transport
Cellular component (GO): plasma membrane
Molecular function (GO): sulfite transmembrane transporter activity
Source: RefSeq, a predicted model, not a curated record
AUGGUGUCGUCAUCACCGGGCGAACACAACCCGUUAUGGAGAGAGAUUGUGGUCACCUUUAGCCCGGCAUGGUUCACUGUCUCAAUGGGAACCGGGAUUGUCUCCAUCCUGCUCUAUUACAUCCCCUUUACAGCCCGCUGGCUGUAUUAUCUCUCCAUCGUCUUCUUCAUCCUCAACACGGUGCUCUUCUUUUCCAUCCUCUUCAUGCUCAUCCUGCGUCUUUUCCUAGCCCCCGGGUCCUGGCGAUCAAUCCUGCACAACCCAUCCCAGGCGCCCUUCAUCAGCACCCUGCCCAUUUCCUUGAGCACGCUGGUAGAGAUGUGGGUGUUCAUCUGCGUUCCCAUUCUGGGCGAUUGGGCCAGGACAAUGGCAUGGAUCCUGUGGAUGGUCAACGCCGUCAUUGCGGUGGCAGUGACCACCUCGCUGACCUUCUUCCUCAUCACCAAAUCAUCUCUCAACUCGCUCGACAUGUUCAACGCCGUCCAGCUCCUCCCCAUCGCUGCCACCAUCGUGGCAUCGGGCGUGGGAGCCGAGGUGGCGGGUAUCAUUCUCGACGCGCACCGUGCCGCGGCCAUAGUGGUCGCCAGCUAUGUUCUCUGGGGGAUGGCAACACCGCUGGCCGGCGUCAUCCUAGUCCUUUAUUACCAGAGACUGAUCGUGCAUAAACUCCCUGCAACCGAGGUGAUUGUGACCUCGUUACUCCCGCUGAGCCCACUGGGCUUCGGCUCCUACAGUAUCAUGUACCUCGGCAAAGUGGCGCGCACCGUCUUCCCCGAAACAGACAUUCUCGAUUCGGCAGCGGGACAGGCAGCGUAUCUGUUCGGCUUCUUCAUCGCCUUGAUCAUGUGGAGUUUUGGCAUUACCUGGCUCGUUCUCGCCAUCGCCGCCAUCUACCGCACCUGGCCGUUUUCCUUCAAUAUGGGUUGGUGGGGGUUCACCUUUCCCACCGGCGUCUUUGCAGCCAGUACCAUCCAGAUCGGGCUGGAGAUGCACUCGGUUUUCUUUCGUGUUUUGGGGACGGUCUUCAGUGCGGCAGUCAUCAUCCUUUGGAUUCUCGUCGCCGCUGCCACUGUUCGAGAUAUCUACCCCAGAGUCUUUUCCUUCCGGCUGGAUCCAAAGGAGUAG